UGCCCUCACAAACAGGAUGGUAAUAUAUAGCAUCCAAACUCUGCUGUUGUUGGGGGCUCAGCUGGUUCUCUCAAUCCCAAACAACUUCUUCUACCAUGACUUCCUCAAUGAAAAUGGCAAAAAAGAAAUUCAUUUCAGUGGUGUGAAUCUCCAUGUGGACUCUGCUCAGCUCUCAGUGUUUGCAGUCGCAGGGGCUAAUGCCACCAUGCCAUGCAGGUUUUGGUAUGAGCCUGAGUUGAGCUCGCCGAGGAAAGUUAGGGUCAAGUGGUCCUGGUUGCCUGCUGCCGGGGGACACGAGACAGACGUGCUGGUGGCUAUCGGCUCACGCAGUCAACGUUUUGGGGAGUUUAGGGGCCGUGUGCAGCUCAGACAGGAUUUCCCAGGAGAUGCUGCACUUGUGAUGACUAACCUAAUGUUGAAUGAAUCAGGACGUUACCGCUGCGAGGUUGUGGACGGACUGGAGGACAGGAGCACUUCAAUUUAUCUGGAGUUACGAGGUGUGGUGUUUCCCUACCAGCAUCCUCGUGGUCAUUACCACCUCAGCUUCCUGGGAGGCCUGCGGGCCUGUGAGGAGCAGGACUCCACACCUGCCACCUUCACUCAGCUCUUCCAAUCCUGGAAGGAGGGCCUGAACUGGUGCAAUGCAGGCUGGCUGGCUGACGGGACAGUCCAGUACCCCAUCACCCGGCCCAGAGUGCCCUGCGGGGGGCACGACCUCGCCCCGGGUGUCCGGAGCUACGGCAGACGCAACCUGCACCUUCAUCGCUAUGAUGUCUUCUGCUUCUCCUCUUCACUACGAGGGAAAGUCUACUAUCUGCAGCCCUCUCACAAGAUGAACCUGACGGAGGCUCAGCAGGCGUGUCAGGAGGAUGGAGCAGAGGUCGCCAAAGUUGGACAGCUCUACGCCGCCUGGAAACUGACAGGGCUGGACCGCUGUGACGCUGGCUGGCUGGCUGAUGGAAGCGUUCGGUAUCCCAUCACCAGGCCACGAAUAAACUGUGGCCCCUCUGAGCCCGGAGUGCGCAGCUUUGGCUUCCCACCUCCCCAGCACAAGCACGGAGUCUACUGCUACAAGUCAGGUGACGAAUGAAUGUAGAUCCCUUUCUUCUAUGGCAGACAUGUCAAACUCAAGGCCCGUACAAUUAUAUCCGGCCCGCAAUAAUAUGAAUGUUAUCUAAUUUGUCUAUCCUGUUCAAUAAAUGUUGACACUGCUGUUUCUGUGAUUGAGUUUGACACCCCUGUUCUAUGGGGUCAGAAAUGUAAAGUUGGCAUGAGUUCGUUGAACAUGUGUAUCCUUAUGAGCAAGCUGCUUCAUUAAUACUGUGUAAACCCAACAAGAAAGGUCUGAGGGGUCCUGAGAUGAGAAGAGGAAAAGCUUUAGACUCAACACAAUUAUAUUUACUUUUUUAGACAUUUCUUUAAUGUUUUCUAUCUUAAUGCCUCUAAAACUUGUUCAAGUAGCAUGCAGAAAUCUCUCACUCUUUGUUUAACCUGGUCAUGUUGAUGCGUAACAAAUAGAUGUUAUAAGUCAAUAAGGUUGGGAACCACUGGUGUAAACCUUACUUCUACUAUUGUAUCUACAUCUGUACUUUUCUAUUAGUACAUUCUCUGUGAAUUUGUGUUUGUACAUGAGUGCUAAUCAUUUACUUUAGUACGAUGUCUCACUAUUAAUGCUAUUUAACAUUAAUAGAAAUAAAGCUAUUGGAAUUAUUCUAUUCCCGGAUGAAGGCAUGUGAUUCAAAGGUCAGAAAAACCUAAGUGGAUAUUGAGUUAAGAUAAUUGUUUCUCACAAUUCUACUGUAUAACCAUGUGCCUCAGGAGAUUUUCACAUCAUUCAAUCUUUACAUCAUUGGAAGUAUAACUUAUUUUUGUAUCACAAAUGCUUUUCCUAAAUAUUAAAAUCCUUGUACA
Molecule: messenger RNA, 1911 nt
Organism: Cottoperca gobio
Lineage: Eukaryota; Metazoa; Chordata; Actinopteri; Perciformes; Bovichtidae
Product: hyaluronan and proteoglycan link protein 3-like
Exons: 5
Coding region: 17-1090 (357 amino acids)
Biological process (GO): glial cell differentiation; skeletal system development; positive regulation of neuroblast proliferation
Cellular component (GO): synapse; perineuronal net
Molecular function (GO): hyaluronic acid binding
Source: RefSeq, a predicted model, not a curated record